Molecule: messenger RNA, 909 nt
Organism: Cariama cristata (Red-legged seriema)
Lineage: Eukaryota; Metazoa; Chordata; Aves; Cariamiformes; Cariamidae
Gene: PARP12
Product: poly (ADP-ribose) polymerase family, member 12
Exons: 6
Molecular function (GO): NAD+ poly-ADP-ribosyltransferase activity
Source: RefSeq, a predicted model, not a curated record
GAUGAUGAUCAUGCAGCUGCCAGUGUCUCCAGUGAUGAUCUGGAGAAAGCUUAUAUAGCCAAAGGUUCUCCAAAGUUGAACUUCAAAGCUGGAAGACAUGAAUAUGAACUCAAUUUUGGAGCCAUGAUUCAGAAAAACCUUCGCUAUAAAACAGAGAGAGAGAUUUGCAGAAGACCUAAAUUUGUGUCUCAGAGAGAAGUAGAAAACGGAAAACGAAGGGGCUUUAAAUGUUCAGAAGCAUUUAAGGGCAUUCCAGCUCACUGGGACAAAUCUGCCUUGCCUGAACUGGGAUUCAAGCUGAUUGAGCUUGACAGUUCUUCUGAAGAAUACAAGAAAGUUAAGGUGGACUUUCAACGCACAAUGCCCAAAACAGUUAUUAAAAUGAUUCGUAGAGUUCAGAACCCAUCUCUCUGGGAACUGUAUCAAUGGCAGAAGGAACAAAUGCAGAAGAGCAAUGGUGGAAAGGCUGCGGAUGAGCGAUUUUUAUUUCAUGGGACCAGUAAAAAAUACAUUGAUGCCAUCUGUCAGCAGAACUUUGACUGGAGGAUCUGUGGCCUUCAUGGGACAGUCUAUGGCAAAGGAAGCUAUUUUGCAAGGGAUGCAUCUUAUUCUGACAACUACUGCAAGGAGGACUCGUACACCAAGACCAUGUUUCUCGCACGGGUGCUGGUGGGGGAGUUCACUCUCGGUAGUUCUUCUUAUGUUCGGCCUCCCUUGAAGGACAGCCAAAACUUCUACGACAGUUGUGUGAAUAGCUCUUCGAACCCUUCUAUCUUUGUCAUCUUUGAGAAGCAGCAGAUUUAUCCAGAGUAUCUCAUAGAAUACGCUAGCCAGGCAUUGGGAAAAAUGCUAUAGCAGCAAAACCUGUCAUUGUUAUGUUUAGCUGGUAUAAACAUUUUUUUAGUAUUG